Acromyrmex echinatior (Panamanian leafcutter ant) is the source of this 1243-nucleotide messenger RNA. RefSeq lists its product as uncharacterized. NCBI's taxonomy places the organism in Eukaryota, Metazoa, Arthropoda, Insecta, Hymenoptera, Formicidae. The record is from RefSeq and is a predicted model, not a curated record.
GCAAAGACAAUUAGAGCGACAUUUCGUGCAUGUUGGUGGCGGAUACGCGAAUGGCGAAUACUCGAGUCGCGACGAAAGAUCUCUUAUUUGGCGAAAGAUCGACGCCGUGUUUGAAAGUCGUACAUUGACGGCCGUUGUGGUUAACUCGGAUUAAGCCGCGACGGUUUUUGGAAAACGCGAGAGAAAUAAUGCUUGAGAUGCUAUAGAAAGACACGGUAGUGUAAAAGUGAAUAUCGCGUUCAACAGUGAGUUUACGACGAACAACAAACGUGACAUUAAGAAUAUAAAUACUAAGAACAUUGAGAUAUACCGAUACACUGAUUUGCGCGAGUGGUACGUCAUCGAGCCCACGUUGACGUCACUCGAUGAGUUCCAGGAACGCGACUGCGGGUGGACAUUGUCACGUAUAUUGAAUUUGAUUUAUCAAUGUGAACAAACUAAAUCCCAGGAUGCCAUAUCGAAAUGCUGCGACAAAUAGUGACGAAACGAGCAGUGAUCAAUGUGCGUACGACGGACAGUACGUACUUCGCGUGGUCGUCGCUCUAUACUAGACUGAAAGAAAUGCGGAUCGAGAAUUAUCGUAUCCGCAUUACAGGACAGUAUUGAAUCUUGCGGGUAUAAAAUUUCCAGUAACUUUAAAAGACAUUUCUAAAUUUGAACGUUUAAACGUGGUGUCAAUCAACGUGUACGGUAUCAUAAACGAGUCUGUGGCUUACUAGUAAUAAGAAGGAGAAAUACGUCACAUGCUGUACAUGCAAGAUCCACGCGACGACGAUGGGCAUUUUGCGUGGAUAAAAAAUCUAUCCUGUUUCGUGAGAUCGCAAAUUACUAGGGACAAGAAGAAGAAAUUUUUUUGCAAUCGGAAAAUGAACGACUGCGCUAUCCGACUGCCGAGCGUGGACAAGUGGCUCGAAUUUGGGAACCACUGCAAUAAGGAACGCGUCUCAUUCAUCGUCUACGCUGAUUUGGAGUGCGUUCUACGGAAGACGAAAUCCAUCAGGGAAGAUGCAUGGUCGUACACAUAUCAACAGCACGAGGCAUUAAUAGGAUACUACGUGCGAUAAAAAAAAUUACGAAAAGGGGAAAAAAAGCAGAAUUCGAUUAUGGAAUUUCCAACAUUCUGUUCUCGCGCGAGGCCACGUCGAGUUCUUCUGGAUCACGUUUAUAAAUGCACUAUAUACUGCUCACGGAAAAUCGUAAACAAUUAAUAAAACAAUUAAUAAAAAUUGGGAACAAUUAAAAU